AUGUCACACACGGAGUUUGAGGUAGCUGGACGCGGCUUCCCAAGCCUUUCCGUCGAACUGAAAGAUGACUGCUUAUCUGGCCGGGUCCCGUCGAUGACACGGAGGAACAACUUGGGUGCCAGGAGAAACUCUUAUGGACUUCACAAAAUUAACAUGGACAUCGACCCACAACUCUAUGGUGGAGCGCUUUCAAAGGCUCUUUCCGGGUCCGCGGAGAAUAUUUUAACUUUAACGGAGGCCAGAGUUGAGGACCACAAAACGGAGACUCCGUUGGCGUCUCCAUCUCCGGUCUCCAUCCCGGGCGCGAGCAUCACCGGCAGCAAGUCCCCCUGUACCCAAGUCAAGGACCCGGUCACCCCUCUGGUGAACAACUGGAGCUCGAUCCCGAGCCCCAACAGACAAGAUGCCAGCUCGGACUCAGACAAUGAGCUUGUUCAAAACAAACCACACGACGUGUUGUCACGCAGUCCGUAUGAACGCAAAUGGGAACAGGAGGAGAGGGAGGACAUUGAGACCAAAGCUGUGGCCACCUCACCUGAUGGAAGAUACCUGAAAUUCAACAUUGAGAUUGGGAGGGGUUCGUUUAAGACCGUUUAUAAAGGACUGGACACAGAGACUACUGUGGAAGUGGCAUGGUGCGAGCUGCAGACGCGUAAGCUGACCAAGUUAGAGCGGCAGAGGUUCAGUGAGGAGGUGGAGAUGCUGAAGGGUCUGCAGCACCCUAACAUCGUUCGCUUCUACGACUCCUGGAAGGACAACUCCAAGGUCCUCAAGUGCAUCCUGCUGGUAACCGAGCUCAUGACCUCAGGCACCCUCAAAACGUACCUGAAGAGGUUCAAGGAGAUGAAGCUGAAGCUGCUGCAGCGUUGGAGUCGGCAGAUCCUGAAGGGGCUCCACUUCCUCCAUACCCGCACCCCUCCCAUUAUCCACAGGGACCUCAAGUGUGACAACAUCUUCAUCACCGGCCCCACCGGCUCCGUCAAGAUAGGAGACCUGGGCCUGGCCACACUCAAAAGUGCCUCCUUUGCUAAAAGUGUCAUUGGUACCCCAGAGUUCAUGGCUCCAGAGAUGUACGAGGAGAAGUAUGAUGAAGCUGUGGAUGUCUAUGCCUUUGGGAUGUGUAUCCUGGAGAUGGCCACCUCAGAGUACCCCUACUCCGAGUGUCAGAACGCAGCACAGAUCUACCGCAAAGUCACCAGCGGGAUGAAGCCAGACAGUUUCUACAAAGUCAAGGUCCCAGAGCUCAAAGAGAUCAUCGAAGGAUGUAUCCGGAUGGACAAAGAUGAAAGGUACACCAUCCAGGACCUGCUGGAGCACACAUUCUUCCAGGAGAACAACGGCGUCCAUGUUGAGUUGGCUGAGGAGGACGACACGGUGAAGUCAGGCCUGAAGCUGUGGCUCCGCAUGGACGACACCAAGACACUCCACGGGAAGUACAAGGACAACAACGCCAUUGAGUUCCUGUUUGAACUCUACAAGGAUGUGCCAGAGGAGGUGGCGCAGGAGAUGGUAGUGCUGGGCUUCGUGUGCGAGGCCGACUUCAAGCUUGUGGCCAAGGCCAUUCGAGAUCGCGUCAACGUCAUCAAGCGCCAGCGUGACAAACUGCGCCGCCUCGCAGAGAAGAAGAAGCGGGAAGAGGAGGAGGCCAUUGAGGAGGAGCCCAAGCCUGCACUGCAGCCUCCCUACCUGAAAAUCAACAGGUCUCCAUCAAAGCCCCAUCAGAGCCCCAUAGGCGUCCACGCCCCCACCCCGGCCCAGAGCCAGGAUCGCCUCCCCCCGAACCCGCUGACCCCCGCCCUGUCCCCCGUCAACAGCUCUCUGGACUCGGGCAUCAACGCCAGCUUCAUCCAUGAACCUGAGGAACCAGAGGCAGACCAGCACCAGCACUUCCAGGUCCACCACACCAGCUGCUCCUCGGCCAACUCUGACUGCGAGACAGACGACUAUCUCAGCUCCUCUGGCCUCCAGGAUCCCCUGGAGAUAGCGGUCAGCCUCAACUGGUCAACCCUGACCCCUCCCACCCUGACCCAAAACACUGGGACUGGGACUGGGACUACCGCCCUCAACAGACACCCUCAGCACCACUCCAUCCCAGCCCUCCGCUUCCCCUCGAGUAUUGCAGUAUUGGGUAAUAUGGAGCAUGGCCACUCUGGAGGACACUCUACCAGCGGCUUCAACUCACCUGUGGACAGCUAUGCCUCCGACGUGACCUCGGGUUUGAGUGAUGGCUACGAGGGCCUAUCAGAGAGGAGUGGCAAGACUGCUGCCAGGCGCACGGCUGGCAAGCUGUUCCGGAGGAGAGCCCGUUCAAGACUGCGCAUCACUGGGCUCUCUGACAAAGACGACCGGGUGGUGGAGUGUCAGCUGCAGACUCACAAUGACAAGAUGGUUACCUUCAAGUUCGACCUGGACGGAGACAACCCAGAGGACAUCGCAGUUGUCAUGGUACACAAUGAGUUCAUCCUGCCAUCGGAGAAGGAGGGUUUCAUCCACCGCAUGGGUGACAUCAUCAAGAGGGCGGAGACUCUGAUGAAGGAGCACAUGGUUCACGUGGGCGGCAGCCAUGGAGCGCCAUGCCCACAAUACCACAACAGGGUCAACUCAUUGUCUGCGUCACAGCCUAAUCUUCACAGUCACAUUGUGGAGCGGACACAGACUGCCUCCUCUCUACCAGACUUCAGCAUUACUGACCCCAGUGUAGGCGUGCAUGGUUCUCCCUUGGGUCCCGCUGAUGGAGGAGACUUCUUCAGCCCAGCAGACGUAACAUUACCUGCAUGGAGACCUCUAUUACGCUCCCAGUCUUUCCACAACGCCCCAGGUUCUCCUCACUGCCAGCAGCACCACCCAGCCUCCAUGUUCUCCCCAGAGCACCCCCAGCCCCAGCAGCAGCACCCCCACCCCCAGCAGCACCACCCAGCCUCCAUGUUCUCCCCAGAGCACCUCCAUCCCCAUCCCAAGCAGCAGCACCCCCAUCCCAAGCAGCACUACCACAUGCCCCCCUUCAUGGGCCACACACACUUCCCUUUCCCUUAUCCAGUGAACCACGGCUCCCCAAAACCAGCCCAUUCUCCCCUCACACGGGUUGCCAGCAACCCCAUGUUCCCCUCCGUUUACUCCCCAGCCUUCUCCGGGGGCCACCACUCUGAUGCCCCGAGCCCCUCAGAGUACAGCGGGGAGGGGAACCCUCUGUCUCCCUCUGCUCACCCCCAGCACUCCGACAUGUGGCCUUCCCACACACAGCCCCUAUUCUCCCUGGCCAAUGUGAUCUCCAUGGCGAUGAGCAUGGCUCACUCCUUCAUCCCUGCCAACACCCUGGCCAACCAAGGGAUGCCCUCCAUAGCAGGCUUCCACCCCCAGCUUACCCACCCCCAGUCGGGCUACCCAUCCAUCUACUCCCCACACUACCAGACAGCUCCAGUGGAGGUCCCCUACCCUCAGGGUGGGAUGCCUGGUCAAGGAAAACAGCACAGUGUCUACCAGGGCGCAAACACUCCACCACAGAUGCAGAGGGAUGGGUCUGGGUCUGUGUACUCUCAAAACAGACACCCCAGCUGGCAGCAUAACCACAUAUCUCCCUCUAUGAUGGGCUACAACACCCCUCCAAGGAACCCACAGGGGAUGUCACUGCAAACAGUGUCUUCCAAAAGCUUAAGCCAUUUACAGAAUAGUUCCCAGGGAUCCUACAUGGUUCCUCAGGACCAGUCUGAUGUGUCCAGCUCUGCGUCGGGGUCUGACCUGUCCCCCUCGGCACCAGACAGCCCGGAGAGCACAUUAUCAUCGUUCAGCUCAACCACACCGAUGUCCAGACCAAUGGUGCCUGAGAUGAAUGCCAGUGCUCCCAAGCCCAGAGUAUCUCCCAGUUACACAGAUCCUCCACCUGCUGUUGUCACAGUGGGCCGUUUUCAGGUCUCCCCUAGCAUGGAGAUCCCUGUGACUGCUGAACCAGGUGGACAGGGCUCUAACCCCGCCAGGCCCAUGUCAGUGGGCAGCACCACCACCUCCAAGAGCAGCACAGAGGAGCAGGAGCAUUGGGAGUCAGAGACCAACAUCGGCCUGUCCGUUAUAGCGGUGGACUCAGAGGGGCGUGGCCUGUGGGAGGGAGGGGCAGGGAGCCCCACCUACAACUCCGCUCUAAACCACAUGUGGCUGAGCUACAGCCGUAACGUCACAUACCUGAGCAGUGACGACUCAGAGAGUGAGGACAUGUGGGAGGAGCUGCAGGAGAUGAGGGAGAAACACUUGGCAGAGGUGCAGAGUCUCCAGGCCACCCAGAAGAGGGAGAUUGAAGAGCUAUAUGAGAGGAUGGGGAAGGUUCCCCCUGCGGGGAUUGUCUCUCCUGCCGCCAUGCUGUCAAGUCGCCAGCGCCGCCUCUCUAAGGAAAGGAGUUACCUCUCCUCCUCCCGCAGAAACAGUCUGCAGCGCCUGGACAUGCUCCCCCUCCAAGGUAUCAUUAGGAGGAACUCUCUGGGUGGCAGCAGCAGUAGCAGCUCUCUGGAGAAGCCCUCUAAAGGGGUGACUUUUGCAUCUGACGUCAGUAGAAUGGUGGGUUUACACAUUGUCCUUACAGGGUCCGAAUACUUCUACUUGCGUUCUAAAUAG
Molecule: messenger RNA, 4599 nt
Organism: Salvelinus namaycush (lake trout)
Lineage: Eukaryota; Metazoa; Chordata; Actinopteri; Salmoniformes; Salmonidae
Product: serine/threonine-protein kinase WNK4-like
Exons: 19
Coding region: 1-4599 (1532 amino acids)
Biological process (GO): positive regulation of sodium ion transmembrane transporter activity; monoatomic ion homeostasis; positive regulation of potassium ion import across plasma membrane
Cellular component (GO): cytosol; cytoplasm
Molecular function (GO): protein serine/threonine kinase activity; chloride channel inhibitor activity; ATP binding
Source: RefSeq, a predicted model, not a curated record